AUGCGAGGCCCUGCGCUGGCUCUCAAUGCCAGCCAGUAUUCACCCCAGGACGCAGAGGAGUAUGUUCUUCUUACAUUGACCCAGAACUAUGUUAUGUACGCGACGACGACACUGCUGGUUUAUGAACUCUUUACCACAUUCGACGAGGAGGUGGAACGAGUCUGGUCACUGCGAUGGAGAUUGCCUAAAGUCCUGUUUAUUAUCAACCGCUAUAUUGCGCGAGCCCUUUUAAUUCUUCAAUUCAUUGUGGGUGACUAUCCUGGAAUGUCAGCAGAGUUCUGCGAUGUCUAUGGUAUUUGGCAAGUAAUACCGGCUCGUCUGGCAAUCCUCGUCGCGCAAGCCCUGAUGGUCAUUCGUUUGUGGGCGAUUUACAACAACAGUAAAGUGAUGCUCUUCGUACUUCUCAGCUUGUAUACCGUGGAAUUUACUGCUGUCGUCGCGUGCUCCGUUCUUGUUAGCAUCAACACCCAAGGAGCCUCCCAGCCGUCCCCCCUUGGUUGCGGAUUAGAGGCUCGUUCCCCAUUGCUCAAAAAUUAUGCCAGUGGAACGUGGAUUGCGCCAGUUUGCUUCGAAUUUGUUAUUCUAAUUCUGACCCUCGUGAAGAUUGCUCCACCCCCGGGCCUGUCAUCUCUGCCUUUUUUCAGUCGCGUCUUCCAAGGUGCCAGCUUCACCCCACGUCAAUCUAGGAAUCCGACACUUGAUCUUCUGGCUCGCGACUCCCUCAUAUACUUUGCGUUUGUAUUCACGUUCACCCUCACCAAUGCGCUGCUCUACGAGCUCUCUUUCGGAUCCUUCUAUCGCGCCAUUCUUCUAGGACCCACUUCGGCCAUUUCAUGCAUUGCCGUCUCCCGCAUGAUCAUCAACAUCCGGUCUCUUCCCAACCCGUUGUCUGAAGACACUGCUAGUGACCCUAAUAGGCUCGACGUUCCCUCGAUGCAUAUGCUCUCCACCACGGGAGUUUUGUUUGCAGACGGCCGCGUUAUCGAAGCAGAUAAUUCAGAGAGAUAUUUGCACUCUAAGCGGCAGUCGACGAGUGUGAAUCGGAUGAGUGGUGAUCGUGCGUAUCUAGAAAGACGAAGUGGUCAGGAACGAGAAAGUGAUUAG
Mycena indigotica is the source of this 1104-nucleotide messenger RNA. RefSeq lists its product as uncharacterized. The record is from RefSeq and is a predicted model, not a curated record. The transcript has 11 exons. The coding region runs from base 1 to 1104 and encodes 367 amino acids. NCBI's taxonomy places the organism in Eukaryota, Fungi, Basidiomycota, Agaricomycetes, Agaricales, Mycenaceae.